Messenger RNA from Apis florea (little honeybee), 1123 nucleotides. It is a transcript of the gene snf, whose product is annotated as U1 small nuclear ribonucleoprotein A snf. Gene Ontology annotation, molecular function: RNA binding. Lineage: Eukaryota; Metazoa; Arthropoda; Insecta; Hymenoptera; Apidae. The record is from RefSeq and is a predicted model, not a curated record.
UAAGUUUCCACUCUAUAUUUAUAUAGCUCAUUGUUAUACUUCAUUGUACUCUAACCUCUAUAAGCGUGAGACGCCGACUAAAUACAAUUGUUUAGUACACAAAAAGUACUAUUAAAUAUAAUAUAAUAAUUAUAUCAUUGUUUUUAAAAAUUAAACUUUGACAAUGGAUAUUAGGCCAAAUAAUACAAUUUAUAUCAAUAAUUUAAAUGAAAAAAUAAAAAAGGAUGAAUUAAAAAAAUCCUUAUAUGCAAUUUUUUCUCAAUUUGGUCAAAUAUUGGAUAUUGUAGCUCUAAAAACAUUAAAAAUGCGUGGACAAGCGUUUGUUAUUUUUAAGGAAAUUGCUAGUGCCACAAAUGCUUUACGAUCAAUGCAAGGAUUCCCAUUUUAUGACAAACCAAUGAGGAUACAAUAUGCAAAAACAGAUAGUGAUAUUAUUGCAAAAAUGAAAGGCACAUAUGCAGAACGGCCUAAAAAACCAAAACGAGUUGUACCUGCAGCUGAUGAAGAAGCUAAACGUGCUAAGAAACGUGCUAAAGAACAAGCUAAACAUUCACAACAAAUUGGUUAUCAUACUGGUGUACAACAACAUCCAGGUUUAGUCAAUACAGCUGUACCUGAACAACCACCAAAUCAAAUUCUAUUCCUAACAAAUCUACCAGAUGAAACCAGUGAAAUGAUGUUAUCAAUGCUUUUUAAUCAAUUUCCUGGUUUUAAAGAAGUACGUUUAGUACCAAAUAGACAUGACAUUGCAUUUGUUGAAUUUGAGAAUGAAGUACAAUCAGGAGCUGCAAAAGAUGCUUUACAAGGAUUUAAAAUUACACCUUCUCAUGCAAUGAAAAUAUCAUUUGCAAAAAAAUAAAAUAUAGUAUGGUUUGUAUGAAAAUAUUGUUAACAAAUGGAAAAAUGUGUGUGUGUUGAAAUAAUCUUAUUUAGAAAUUUAUAAAAAUACAUAUAAAUGUAAUUAAAGAUUUUUUCGGACGAAAAUUUAUAAAUAUAAGUUAAAAAUAUGCUAUAUAGAUUCAAGAAUCACAUGUGUACAAAAUUUUACAUAAUGUAUACAUAUAAAUCAAACUUCACACUGUAAAUAGUAAUUAAAAAAAUAUAUGUCAUUUUUUCAGCAAUA